GGAUCCCCCGCCUGAGUUGCACGUGAGAGAUUAGUAUAUUUAAGCGGGUGAUAUUUCAUAUAAAAAGAUUUGGGCUUGGUGCAGGUUCUUUUUCAUUUUCAGAAGGGGAUUCUUCGCCUUUGCAACUUUUACCAACCACAUAUAGUAAACAGCUUUUAACAUGAAUUUAAUUGCCGUCUUUGUGCCACUUUUCUGCAUGUUUACAUCAGGAGAGGCGAUAACAUGCAUUAUGUGCAGUGACAUCACGACUACAAACAACGCAGCCUUAAACCUGACUGAUCUCCCACCAGGGACGUGUGAAAAACCACAGGAGUCAGAUUGUACUCCCGAUGCCAAAGGUUGCAUGACCAUGGACUAUAAAAUCACCCUGAUGCACAAAACUGAAGGUAAAAUCGUCAUGACAAGCAUUGAGCGAGGAUGCGCACCCCCUAACUACAAUUACUUGAUCCCCGACGGGGACGCAUGUCUCAACGAAACUUCAACGGGCGUAAUCGCGGCAGCUCUGCCUGAUCCGUCCACUGUGCUUCCUCCUAAUCUUGGGGCGACCUAUGAUAGUCAUCAACUAAGCUUGUGCGUGUGCGACAGCCAAGAUCUGUGUACACCACCAGAACCGGCCAGUCCCACGAAUCAAACGGUUCCAAACGCCGAACCGACUCCAGACAUGGCAGGUACGAUAACUACUGUUGCAUCCGAUAUCACCACGUUGUCCGACUCACCUGGCUGUGAUGAAGAAGUAGAUUCUGCAGCAAAAGUGCUUAUUGCAAGUUCCGUACUCGUUGUUGGUUCUCUUCUUAACGUCUUGUUAUCCAUAUAAUAUAAUACACAUGAAUCGAAUGAUGUUACUUGUAUGCACUCUAAAAAAAGGAUUGGUCAUAAUGACCAAUCUGUUGGUUAAUAUGUGUCCGACCGAUAAAAUUGGUCAAAAGCAACCAAAUUAUUGGUUCAAAUCGACCAAAAUUUCGGUUGAUAUUGACCAAUUUUAUCCUUUCUAAGAGUGUGGCACGUUUUAAUACUGCUACCACGUCACAUUCGGAAGCGACUCCGGAUCGACAAAACAUACUACAUUACCUCCAAAGCCAUAUACUAUCGGUUGGUGUGGAGUCAGUGUACGUGAUGUGACUGUGACGUUAGACCCGUGACUAGUAACACUUGAUGACGUCACACUUUGCAGAUGACUUUUGCCGAAAACAAAAUGAUGCAUAAAUAUAUU
Messenger RNA from Lytechinus variegatus (green sea urchin), 1210 nucleotides. RefSeq lists its product as uncharacterized. The record is from RefSeq and is a predicted model, not a curated record. The transcript has 5 exons. The coding region runs from base 161 to 814 and encodes 217 amino acids. NCBI's taxonomy places the organism in Eukaryota, Metazoa, Echinodermata, Echinoidea, Temnopleuroida, Toxopneustidae.